Molecule: messenger RNA, 3625 nt
Organism: Anopheles arabiensis
Lineage: Eukaryota; Metazoa; Arthropoda; Insecta; Diptera; Culicidae
Gene: Rtca
Product: RNA 3'-terminal phosphate cyclase
Exons: 7
Coding region: 210-1313 (367 amino acids)
Biological process (GO): RNA processing
Cellular component (GO): nucleus
Molecular function (GO): RNA-3'-phosphate cyclase activity
Source: RefSeq, a predicted model, not a curated record
UGGGUGUACAUUUUUAAACUUUACGAAGUCGAAUAUAUAUAAGCUACGUAAUUUUUUAUUCGCAAAAUUAUCUGUUCCAAGAAAUGUCUUGACGAUUGUCCGUGCUUCAAUGUGUGCAGCUGCAACAGAUAUAUUUGUUAUUGUUUGUGACAGCUCUGUGCAGCGAAGCAAAUUUAGCACCUAGAAUUUAGCUGAAACCAUUGGACAGAAUGGCGGAUACCCAUCUAUUUGAAAUAGAUGGCAGUGUCUUGGAAGGAGGAGGACAGAUCCUACGGAUGGCAUUGUGCUUUAGCGUGCUUACCAAGACGCCGGUACGCAUCCGUAACAUCCGCCAAGGGCGCAAGAAACCGGGAUUGGCAGCGCAACAUCUAGCUGGGGUAGAGCUGAUGCGAGAUAUUUGUCAAGGCAGGCUAUACAAAGCGUGUCUCGGAUCGACCGAGAUUGAAUUUUACCCUGGACAUAUUGAGCACGGGAGAUUCGUCGGUCACAUUCAAACGGCAGGAAGCAUUACCCUGCUCCUUCAAGCGACACUACCCGUUGCUAUCUUCAGCUCCGGUCCAGUCACGCUAGAUUUGCGUGGAGGUACAAACACGGAUCUAGCUCCGCAGGUGGAUUUCUUGACGGAAAUAUUUCGGCCCAAUAUGGAACGAUUCGGUGCCAGCUUCGAUUUCGACUUGAUUCGGCGGGGCUAUUUUCCGAAAGGCGGUGGACAAUGUGUGAUAGAAGUAAGACCAGUACAAUCAUUAAGGCCCGUCACUAUGGUUGAUGUGGGCUCUGUUACCAGGUUCUUUGGAUGGAGCUAUGUCGCCGGUGUGCUUCCGUUGAAGAUUGCACACGAAAUGUCUAGCGGUGCUAAAUCGAUUCUCAACCAAAUUGCCAACAGUAGGGCAGAUAUAGAAGUCUACAAAGAAAGUGUGGACAUGGCACCGGAAGGCAAUUGCUCCGGUAUCAUUAUUGGCUGUGAAACGAGCACUGGAGCCAUUCUUGGCGGUUCGGCACUUGGAGAAGCCAGGAAGAAAGGUUUCCAGAGCGGGGAGGAAGCAGCCCACGAGAUUCAAAGCGCCAUCUCCGUUGGUGCCUGUGUAGAUCGACACGUGCAAGAUAUGAUGAUCAUUUUGAUGGCAUUGGCUGACGGGACGAGCCGCAUCCGGACAGAACCGUUGACCAUGCAUACCAAAACGGCAAUCUAUGUGACGGAGUUGAUGACAAAGGCCAAAUUUAACAUCAUAGAAGGAAAUGGCAGUGCUAUCAUCGAAUGUGUUGGCAUUGGACUGCGUAAUAUAAAUCUUCCAAAAAAUACCACGUCAUACUGAGGAUCGGAGCGCAUUGGAGUGAAUUCUUAGACAUUUGUUCAACAGACUGCCAAUGCCUAUUACCAUUUACUGUGCUCAUCGCCAAGGGAAUGCCCGUUUGAAUGGAACGGUCAAACGGGAUGAGUGAGCGAGUUUAGCCAACUUGAUGAUCGUUUACGCGUAGCGCGCGAAUAGAGGGAAGUGUUUUUCUUUCUCUCUCUCUCUCUCUCUCUCUCUCUCUCUCUCUCUCUCUCUCUCGUGUUUGCUUUCGUUCUCUCUCGCCCUUUUCCACCGUUUUUUUGUGUUACAAUAUUUUCUUCCAACCCUUUAAUCUUGCUUGCUGUUAGAACAAACACGCAACUUUUCGACGUCAUUGUGCGUACACAAGACGACGGUGUGCGAUGGAGUAAAUGAUAGUCGAAAGCUCACUAAAAUGUACGCCAGUUUGUCACUAGAAUAGAAAGGGGAAGAUAAUCUAAACAGAGAAAAGAACACACUCACUCGCUCACUCAUCAACCUAAGCGAAUCUUUCUCCUCGAAGAACAAAGUGAAGCAGUAGAAAACUAAGUGGAAUGAAACAAAACAAAAAAGUAGGCAAAACAUGAAAAUACUACACAGGGUAUGUACGUACGUUCUCUCGGAACCGGCUUAGCACACGUUUAAAUCAAUCACCCCUCACUCCCUCUACCAAUGUAGCGAGCGGAUGGGGGGGGGGAUCAUAGAUUAGCAUAGUCCAGCGGAAACGGAAACGGGAUAUACAUACAAAAAACCCCGAUGUGUGCACUUCAAUGAAAGAAAUGAAAGGAGAAAAAAUUGAAUAAUGCGAAGGGAAUGAGGCAGGAUUUUACAGAAACAAUAUUUUGUUCAAAACAUUUGUUGAUUAUAGUUUUUUUUUUUCAUUGUUUUCUUGUAUAACCAUAUUUAAGAUCUAUUUUAUUAUAUUUUAUAACUUUGUAACCAACUACGUUAGUGUUUUUAUCACAAAAAAAAACAUUAAAAAUUUAAACUGCUAUCGUUAUAACUUAGGUAAAUAGAAACCAUUAUAUUCGAACGGUCAUGAUAUGAAGCAGCGGUUAGAAUGGCUAGAAGCUUCUUUUACUGAUAAAAAAGUGGUAAUCGACACAAGCAUUUGAAGCAGCAGAUGUAGUUUUUAAUGGGAAAGAACAGGAAACGGUAUCGAAAAAGAAGCACACACCACAGUGAACGGGAGAACUAACGCAGUUUGUGGUGGUGCGGUGGAGCUGCGAUAAGCAAGAUGCUUGAUGGGUCCGGUCUGUGAUAAAAAAGUGGCUAACCAGGGUGACUAUAUCCACGUAAGCAAGGCCUGUGGCGAUGCCUUUCCUAUAUGGACGAUCGCACCCAAAACAAGAUCGAAGAAGGCUUGUGCAGCGCGAGACAAACCGAUGCGUUACUGUACACGUACACGUAUGUGAGCGAAGAAGAGACGGCGCUCCGUGAGUGAGGUAGAGAGGGGUAAAAAGAGAGAGAGAAAGAGAGAGAUGGAGAGAGAGAGAGAGAGAGAGAGAGAGAGAAAUAAAGAGAGAAAGCGAGAAGAAAAAAACGAACGGUUGGCCUGGUUGUCGCUAUCACCACCGGAAGUGGCCAGUUUACCGAAUGAUUGCGCAUCGCAUUGUAUAACGGCAUCGUGGCGGGUUUUCGUAGAGCAUCGAAGGGCUAGUACGCGCGGUGUUCGCGGAAGGAGCUAGCAAAUAAAUAAAUAGAAUCGGUUAAGUCGAUUCGAGAAGUGGAGUCGAGUUUGGCAUUGCUGAGAAGUUUACAUGUUUUUUUCUUUGGGACAUGGGCUUGGAAUCAACCAUUUUAAGAACGGUUACACAGUUCCACAUAUCACACUACGGUACAAUGCUACUCGUACAUCAUAGAUUGAUGAUCUAUGAACGAUGUACAGAAGCGUUUUCGUAGGAAAGGUGUGCGAUUCUUGCAGAUGCACACGGGUGCAGGAAGUUUUUUGCUAUUUCCGGCGUAAAGCACCCACCCACCAGUACACACCACGCAAACGAUGACGUCCAUCCGCCAGAUGCGCAUGCCCAAAAAGGGUGCGUAACGUACGUAUCGGCAAUCCAGUAGACGAUCAUCAGACGUUCCCACGCUUCUUUUUUUCGCUCUCUUUCUCUCUUUCUCUCUCUGUCUCUCCCGAAGCGUCCUUACAAUAAUGAUCCGCAGGAUCAAAGUAGCAGUGACAGCAACACCACCACUACAGGAACGACAGUGCAGGAUGCAGCCAAUUGCGCAGCUGAAGCUGAAGGGUGUUAAGUGGAGUGGCACCGGAAAGAGAGAUCGAGAGCGACAGCAUUGCAAAGAGAGAGAGAGAGAGA